CGUAUGGAAACCCUAAUCGUCCUCCCUUCCCGCCAAUCUCUAUAAAGAGGUCGCCCGAUGAGCUUGUCCUUCCGCAUCGAUCGGGCUGUCGGCGUAGGAUCUGCUCCGGCACUCACAGAUAGAUAAUCGUCUCCAGCUGUCUUCAUGGGGAAAGAGAAGGUUCACAUUAACAUCGUGGUUAUUGGCCAUGUCGACUCCGGGAAGUCGACCACCACCGGCCACCUCAUCUACAAGUUGGGCGGCAUCGACAAGCGUGUGAUCGAGAGGUUCGAGAAGGAAGCUGCCGAGAUGAACAAGAGGUCUUUCAAGUACGCUUGGGUGCUCGACAAGCUCAAGGCCGAGCGUGAAAGAGGAAUCACCAUCGACAUUGCCCUGUGGAAAUUCGAGACCACUAAAUACUAUUGCACAGUCAUUGACGCCCCCGGACACCGCGACUUCAUCAAGAACAUGAUCACCGGAACUUCCCAGGCAGACUGUGCCGUUCUCAUCAUUGAUUCCACCACUGGUGGCUUCGAAGCUGGCAUCUCCAAGGAUGGCCAGACUCGCGAGCAUGCGUUGCUUGCAUUUACUCUCGGAGUCAAACAGAUGAUCUGUUGCUGUAACAAGAUGGAUGCUACUACUCCAAAGUACUCGAAGGCCCGAUAUGAUGAAAUCGUAAAGGAGGUUUCUUCUUACCUCAAGAAGGUUGGCUACAACCCUGAGAAGAUACCCUUUGUUCCAAUCUCCGGGUUUGAGGGUGAUAACAUGAUUGAGAGAUCUACCAACUUGGACUGGUACAAGGGCCCAACUCUGCUCGAGGCUCUCGACUUGAUUAAUGAGCCGAAGAGGCCUACGGACAAGCCCCUUCGUCUUCCUCUUCAGGACGUUUACAAGAUCGGAGGCAUUGGCACUGUGCCGGUUGGUCGUGUUGAGACCGGUGUCCUUAAACCUGGCAUGGUUGUCACCUUCGGCCCUACUGGGCUCACCACUGAAGUCAAGUCAGUCGAGAUGCACCACGAAGCCCUACAGGAAGCUCUCCCCGGCGACAAUGUCGGCUUCAACGUGAAGAAUGUUGCCGUCAAGGAUCUGAAGAGAGGUUUUGUCGCAUCCAAUUCCAAGGAAGACCCUGCCAAGGAGGCUGCCAACUUCACUUCUCAGGUCAUUAUCAUGAACCAUCCUGGUCAGAUCGGCAAUGGCUACGCCCCCGUGCUUGAUUGCCACACCUCCCACAUCGCAGUGAAGUUUGCCGAGAUUCUAACGAAGAUCGAUAGGCGAUCAGGAAAGGAGCUCGAGAAGGAGCCCAAGUUCCUUAAGAAUGGCGACGCAGGGUUCGUGAAGAUGAUUCCCACCAAACCCAUGGUCGUGGAGACAUUCUCUGCGUAUCCUCCGCUGGGCCGGUUCGCGGUGAGGGACAUGCGUCAGACAGUGGCUGUCGGAGUGAUCAAGAGCGUGGAGAAGAAGGAUCCCACCGGUGCCAAGGUCACCAAGGCCGCCGCCAAGAAGAAGUAACCCCUGUUGUUUUAGUCGCUUAAUUCGGAACAAUGAUUUAGAUGCUGUUUUUGAGUUUUUGUCAUGGAUCAGUGAGGUUGGAUUUUUGUUUGCUUCGAGGGUGUUGUCUAGGUCUGUGCUGCUCCCGAGCUGCUCGAGUAGGUAUUUCUUCGUGUGUAAGCUUCCAUUAGUUUAAUGGUUAUCAAUGGUGUUCUAGGGCCUUCGUGGUCGUGAACUAGGACUUGUUGAUCGCAA
This is a messenger RNA of Zingiber officinale, 1722 nucleotides long. Its product is annotated as elongation factor 1-alpha. Gene Ontology annotation, biological process: translational elongation; translation. Lineage: Eukaryota; Viridiplantae; Streptophyta; Magnoliopsida; Zingiberales; Zingiberaceae. The coding region runs from base 145 to 1488 and encodes 447 amino acids. Gene Ontology annotation, molecular function: GTPase activity; translation elongation factor activity; GTP binding. The record is from RefSeq and is a predicted model, not a curated record. The transcript is spliced from 3 exons.